AUGACCUGCCUUCCCCACACAGCGGCCGCCCGGCUGGAGGAGGCGCAGCGGGAGACGCGGGAGCUGAUCCGUCAGCGCGUGGAGCAGCUGGUGCGGCUGAUCCGUCAGGAGGAAGAGGAGCUGUUGGGGCUGGUGGAGGCGCGGCAGGAGCAGGGCCGUCGGGAGCUGGCGCGGGAGCUGCGGCACGUGGAGGGGGUGCUGCGGCGGAUGGAGGCGGGCGAGAGGCUGGUGGAGAAGAUGAGCCUGUACGCCACGGAGCAGGAGGUGAUGGACAUGCAGCCCUUCAUCAAGGGCUCGCUGCAGGAGCUCCAGCGGCUGCAGCCACCGUCAGCCGGGGACCAAGCGGGGCCUGGGCCCUUUGCUGAGUGCAGGGCCAGGCUGCAGGCACUGGUGGAGCGCGUCACGGAGCACCCAGCAACAGGUACCUCCACUUCCCAGCACAAUUCCCUGUCUGACGAGAGCACUGUGAUCCUUGACCUCAAGCAUCCCGGGGAGGAUUGCCAACCACAAGGAGAUCUCCCUGUGGACCUGCUGGCCCACCACCAGCCCUGUGCCCCUGUGUCAGACCCCUCUGGUGGCCGAGGACACGUGUGCCCCAACCAGGGAGGGGGUAUGUCCCCCACCCUACCCACAGCUCCAGCUCUUCUGAUGCAGAGGGAGGAAGAAGCAGAGGAAGACUCAGGCUCAGCCCAUGGGGACACUGUGCCUCUUCCCAGGAGCAUCCAGGACUCUCUGACCUCCCUGCAGGAAGGUUUUGAUGGCUGGGCCAGGUCCAACGUGCAGCAGGCAGACAAGCUCCUGAGGAUGGGCACUCGCCUCCUGCAAGCUCAGCAGAGGGCAAACAGGCACCUAGUGGCCAUGACCCGGGAGAUCCGGGCCACGUCCCAGUCCCUGGCCACCAUUGCCUCUGCUGUGGGACCCCUGGUGCAGUCCGUGGCCUGCCCACAGAACCCCUCCACCGCAGACAUGGACUGGCCAUCGCUGCCCUCCAACUUGCUGGACUUAUUCCCUUCCAGCACCCCGCAGAAGGAUGAACUGCCGGUCCCAGUGGCUGCUGUGGCCCUUUCCCCCAGAACACCCCCUCCUGCCACCCCCCCUGCCAGCCCAACACACUCUGAGACCCCCAGCUUAGAGUCUGAGUGGGAAUGCCCCAAAUCAUUGCUUCCCACCAGGGGCAAGCGGGGUGGGCAGCCCUGCAGGAGACUUCGGAAGCGGAGGAAGUGAGGGUCUGCAAAGCAGGACGUUUGCCAUGGACUGUGGCUGCUUGGAAAACCCUCCAGAGGUCCCUGUGGAGACCUUUAGGGCUCCAUUUCACCUUGCCAUGCCAAUA
This is a messenger RNA of Manacus vitellinus (golden-collared manakin), 1330 nucleotides long. RefSeq lists its product as uncharacterized. The transcript is spliced from 3 exons. The record is from RefSeq and is a predicted model, not a curated record. NCBI's taxonomy places the organism in Eukaryota, Metazoa, Chordata, Aves, Passeriformes, Pipridae. The coding region runs from base 1 to 1224 and encodes 407 amino acids.